Molecule: messenger RNA, 1384 nt
Organism: Symbiodinium necroappetens
Lineage: Eukaryota; Dinophyceae; Suessiales; Symbiodiniaceae
Source: the annotation of a GenBank genome assembly
GAGGUCCAACUUGCGCACCGGCGCAUCCCGCGUGUAUCCAAGGACCGUCGCCUGGUCGACGCUCCACGGCUCGGUCACCAGCGUUCCCGAAGGUGUGCAAGAUCUGCAUAUCCAAGUGGAGGUGACAGACGUUGUCGUGGGGCUCCCACGGCUCGCGGGGCACGAUCCCGACUGCCGCUCACAGAGUGCCGAACUCUGGACGGCGUACCAUGGGGAAGCGGAGCCUACUGAAGAGCUGUGUUCACGGGUCUGCGCCAACAGCUUGAACUGCUUUACGUCCUAUCCUGGCGCGAACGGCUGCUUUGCCUUGGUGGGGAAGCCAAGCUGCUGGGAGCUGCCGCAAACCAGCGACAUCGGGGAGGUCAAUGCGAGCUUGCAAGGAGCAGACAGCAGCUCAGGGCAACUGCCCGCUUGGCGUGCCGAGCGACAUCUCCGAGGCCGGCUCAGUGGUUGUCGACGCAAGGAGAAUGAGACGCUCGUGGGUCAGAUGGUGGCCGUGGAGGCAGGCAAGCUUGCCUUCGGUGUGGUGCAACCAGACUGGGCUGGCCCAGCGGCUACUUUGAGCUUCUCCCUCGAUCUGGAGGUUGGCGGACAGAGCUUCGAGACAGACUUCGUUCCCAUCACGCUUCACCGAGGACUCCCGGCGCCAAACGAUGUUCUGUGCCUGCUAAUUGGGGAGAAGGACGCCGGCAGCGAGGUUCUUAAGCCUGAGGGUAAGGUGGACAGUCAGGGCAAUGCUGUUGUCACCAUCUCCGAGUAUGACCCGACGGUCUUCAAGAGCCUCCGACUGCUGGUGAUGCCCUUGCUUCCUGAUCCGGACCUGCGAGCAAACUGGUCGGAGUGGUGUGCUCCGAGCCAGGAGGACCAGAAACGUUUGGAGCAGCAUAGCCGAUGCCAAACCAGCGACAUCAUCAGAUCGCGCUACAAAGUUUGCGGAGCCCCGGGCGGCGUCACCCACGGGCGGCCGCUGAACGACGAGCCCCUCGUCGUCAACCUCGAUCCUUGGCUGGGUCGGCCACAGGCGCAGCCCACUUUCGGCAUCGUUCACCGCGAUGGUCCAGGCCACGGCUCGGGAUCGAAGGGGUCGGCCAAGGAGCGCACUGUGGCCCUUCACUUCGAAGGGGUCGACGGCCCGGCCGCUUGGGCAGCGCACCACGGCUGCGCGCUGCUAAACUCCAGGGAGGCAGAGCGCGGCAUCUUGGCCUCCGCAGAUGCCAUUUGCAGCCUGCUGUCAAGUUGCGCUGAUCGGCUCUGCGAAAAAGUCCACCGUUACACCUUGGGUGCUGGACAGGUUUGGGAUGAAGCAGCCGGGGGUCGUGUAAACUCACUACCGUCGGUGUCAGCGGAGCAAACCGCGAAGGUGCUGACGUGCUUGCAACAGCAG